GCUUUUCUUUAUGAUUUUCUCUGUUUGUGGAUUCAUUAUGUUAAAUAUUUUGUGUUCUGGUUUUUGCAAUUCUGUGUAUUGGAACCCAUUGAUUCAAUCCCUUUUCAAUUACCCAGAUCCUGAAAACAGGAUGGGGAUAACAAGUUCAGUGCUUUAUGUGAUUUGGGUGGUACUGGUUGGUUGUGUGGAGCUUUUGCUCUGUUUUGUUUGCCUUUUGAGUUGGUCUUGCUUGAUGGGCCUCGUGAAUUUGUUUCGUCAUAUUCAUACAUUGAAGCCAUUCAGGAUAAGGUCUGAUAUUUAUGUGUAUGUUUUUCACGUGAGCUUUUGUUCUAUGAUUCCGGUGGCUAGGUGCUUUAAAUUCGUCUGCUUUUGGGUGGUUCCCUGGUUUGUUUAGAAGCAUUAACGACCUUGUUUGAUCAUCAAUUUGUCAUCCUCAGUCUCCAGUAGUCCCGUUUCGGUAUGGAAGCGCAACAUUCUGGACACGGGCGUAUAUUUGAAGUGCAUGGAGAUGUGAAGGAUAUUGAGUCAAGCUUGCGUGGUAGCAAGAUUUGUGCUGAAGCACCAUGUGGAUUUUCAGAUCCUAAUAACAGUUCCAAAGAUGCUAAGGAACGGUCAGCAUCAAUGCGGAAGCUUUUGAUAGCAGUUGUGCUCUGUGUCGUUUUCAUGACUGUGGAAGUUGUUGGGGGUAUCAAAGCCAAUAGUCUUGCUAUUAUGACUGAUGCAGCUCAUCUAUUGUCAGAUGUUGCAGCAUUUGCAAUUUCCCUGUUCUCACUGUGGGCAUCAGGAUGGGAGGCAACUCCACGCCAGACUUAUGGCUUCUUCAGAAUUGAAAUACUCGGUACACUUGUUUCCAUCCAGAUGAUAUGGCUUCUUACAGGGAUCCUUGUAUACGAAGCCAUUGACAGACUCAUCUAUCAGACCGGUGAAGUUCAGGGCUUUCUCAUGUUUGUUGUUUCUGCAUUUGGUUUAGUGGUUAAUAUUGCUAUGGCAGUCUUGUUGGGUCAUGAUCACGGCCACGGUCACGAUCACGGUCACGGUCACGGCCACGGUCACGGCCACGGUCACAGCCACGGUCACAGUCACGGUCACGGUCACGGCCACGACCACAGCCAUAGUGACCACGAUCAUGGACACAGUGAACAUCAUCAUAACACUGAUAAUCAUCUCGAUCAUGAACAUGAUGACGAGCACCAUCAUUCUGAGGGAGCAGAUCUCACACAUCCACUGCUCAAUGAAAAUACAAGAAAGAACAAGCAACGAAAUAUCAAUGUGCAGGGGGCUUAUCUUCAUGUACUCGGUGACCUCAUUCAAAGUAUUGGAGUUAUGAUAGGUGGAGCAGUUAUAUGGUACAAGCCAGAAUGGAAGAUUAUUGACUUGAUAUGCACCCUUGUAUUCUCAGUAAUUGUGCUGUGGACAACAAUCAAUAUGAUGCGCAACAUUUUGGAGGUUCUUAUGGAGAGCACUCCUAGAGAAAUUGAUGCCACAAAACUUGAGAGAGGUCUCUGUGAGAUGGAUGAGGUUGUGGCAGUUCACGAACUACAUAUUUGGGCCAUUACUGUUGGGAAGGUGCUACUGGCUUGCCAUGUCAUUGCUAAGCCGGAUGCAGAUACUGACAUGGUACUAGAGAAGGUGAUAGACUAUAUCAAGAGGGAAUAUAACAUCACUCAUGUCACUAUUCAGAUAGAGCGUCAGUAGAUCUGGACUCAGAUGAUUUGUGUCAUCACUCCUGAGUGUUGUAAUUAGGUUGCAUGGUUGGGUUUCUCUUAGACUGAAGUUCCAUCUAAUGCUUGAUUUCUACAUUACUUCAGUAUGCCUCAACUCUUAAUUCAUGCUCAGAUGAAAAGCAAUUCCAUCUCUCUAUGCUAUAUGUGUCUGCAAUUCCAUCUGCUACAAUAGAUAUAUAUAUAUAUAUAUAUAUAUUCUGUUUUA
Messenger RNA from Rosa rugosa (rugosa rose), 1929 nucleotides. RefSeq names its product metal tolerance protein 1. Bases 460 to 1695 code for a protein of 411 amino acids. Gene Ontology annotation, biological process: zinc ion transmembrane transport. Lineage: Eukaryota; Viridiplantae; Streptophyta; Magnoliopsida; Rosales; Rosaceae. The transcript is spliced from 2 exons. Gene Ontology annotation, molecular function: zinc ion transmembrane transporter activity. The record is from RefSeq and is a predicted model, not a curated record. Gene Ontology annotation, cellular component: plasma membrane; vacuole.